CCGGAUGAGGCGGCGACCGUGAGGCCGAGCCGGGAGCGGAGCGGAGCGGCGAGGAGAGGCGCGGAGGCCCAGGUGGGCCUCUAGGACGGGGCCGCCAUGGGCAACCGCGGCAUGGAGGAGCUGAUCCCGCUGGUCAACAAGCUGCAGGACGCCUUCAGCUCCAUCGGCCAGAGCUGCCACCUCGACCUGCCGCAGAUCGCCGUGGUGGGCGGCCAGAGCGCCGGCAAGAGCUCGGUGCUCGAGAACUUCGUGGGCCGCGACUUCCUUCCCCGAGGUUCGGGCAUCGUCACCAGAAGGCCCCUCAUCCUGCAGCUCAUCUUCUCAAAAACAGAAUAUGCCGAGUUUUUGCACUGCAAGUCCAAAAAGUUUACAGAUUUCGAUGAAGUGCGACAAGAGAUUGAAGCCGAGACCGACAGGGUCACUGGGACCAACAAGGGCAUCUCACCGGUGCCCAUCAACCUUCGGGUCUACUCGCCUCACGUGUUGAACCUGACUCUCAUCGACCUCCCGGGCAUCACCAAGGUGCCCGUGGGGGACCAGCCCCCGGACAUCGAGUACCAGAUCAAGGACAUGAUCCUGCAGUUCAUUGGCCGGGAGAGCAGCCUCAUCCUGGCUGUCACCCCUGCCAACAUGGACCUGGCCAACUCUGAUGCCCUCAAGAUGGCCAAGGAGGUAGACCCCCAAGGCCUGCGGACCAUCGGCGUCAUCACCAAGCUGGACCUCAUGGAUGAAGGCACCGAUGCCAGGGAUGUGCUGGAGAAUAAACUGCUGCCUUUGAGAAGAGGCUAUAUUGGGGUGGUGAACCGCAGCCAGAAGGACAUUGAGGGACGGAAGGACAUUCGUGCCGCUCUUGCUGCUGAGCGGAAGUUCUUCCUCUCGCACCCUGCCUACCGGCACAUGGCAGACCGUAUGGGCACCCCGCACCUGCAGAAGACACUGAAUCAGCAACUCACCAACCACAUCCGGGAGUCGCUACCCACUCUGCGCAGCAAACUGCAGAGCCAGCUGCUGUCGCUGGAGAAGGAAGUGGAGGAAUACAAAAACUUCCGGCCCGACGACCCCACGCGCAAGACCAAAGCCCUGCUGCAGAUGGUUCAGCAGUUUGGCGUGGACUUUGAGAAGCGGAUCGAGGGCUCGGGGGACCAAGUGGAUACGCUGGAAUUGUCAGGCGGUGCCCGCAUCAACCGCAUCUUCCACGAGCGCUUCCCCUUUGAACUGGUGAAGAUGGAGUUUGAUGAAAAGGACCUGCGACGGGAGAUCAGCUACGCCAUCAAGAACAUCCACGGCGUCAGGACGGGGCUCUUCACCCCGGACAUGGCGUUCGAGGCGAUCGUGAAAAAGCAGGUGGUGAAGCUGAAGGAGCCGUGUCUGAAAUGCGUGGACCUGGUUAUCCAGGAGCUAAUCAGUACAGUUAGGCAGUGCACCAGUAAGCUCAGCUCCUACCCCCGGUUGCGAGAGGAGACUGAGCGCAUCGUCACCACCUACAUCCGGGAGCGGGAGGGGAGAACCAAGGACCAGAUUCUACUUCUCAUCGACAUCGAGCAAUCGUAUAUCAACACCAACCACGAAGACUUCAUUGGAUUCGCCAAUGCCCAACAGAGGAGCACGCAGCUCAACAAGAAGCGGGCUGUGCCCAACCAGGGGGAGAUCUUGGUGAUCCGGAGGGGCUGGCUGACCAUCAACAACAUCAGCCUCAUGAAGGGCGGCUCCAAGGAGUACUGGUUCGUGCUCACGGCCGAGUCACUGUCCUGGUACAAGGACGAGGAGGAGAAGGAGAAGAAGUACAUGCUGGCACUGGACAACCUGAAGAUCCGGGAUGUGGAGAAGGGCUUCAUGUCCAACAAACACGUCUUCGCCAUCUUCAACACCGAGCAGAGAAAUGUGUACAAGGACCUGCGGCAGAUCGAGCUGGCCUGCGACUCGCAGGAGGACGUCGACAGCUGGAAGGCCUCCUUCCUCCGUGCUGGCGUGUAUCCCGAAAAGGACCAGGCGGAGAACGAAGAUGGGGUGCAGGAGAACACCUUCUCCAUGGACCCACAGCUGGAGCGGCAGGUGGAGACCAUCCGGAACCUGGUGGACUCGUACGUGGCCAUCAUCAACAAGUCCAUCCGUGACCUCAUGCCCAAGACCAUCAUGCACCUCAUGAUCAACAGCACCAAGGCUUUCAUCCACCACGAGCUACUGGCCUACCUGUACUCGUCGGCCGACCAGGGCAGCCUGAUGGAGGAGUCAGCUGAGCAGGCGCAGCGGCGGGAUGACAUGCUCCGCAUGUACCACGCGCUCAAGGAGGCGCUGGGCAUCAUCGGGGACAUCAGCACCAGCACCGUGUCCACGCCCGUGCCCCCGCCCGUUGACGACACCUGGCUGCAGAGCACCAGCUCCCACAGCCCGACGCCACAGCGCCGACCUGUGGCCAGUGGGCACCCGCCCGGCCGGCCUCCUGCUGUGAGGGGCCCCACCCCAGGGCCCCCCCUGACGCCAGUGCCAGUGGGGGCCGCCGCAGCUGCCUUCUCCGCACCCCCCAUCCCAGCCCGGCCUGGCCCUCGGAUGGUCUUUGCCAACAAUGACCCCUUCGCACCCCUGCCCCAGGUCCCAGUUCGGAUCCCCCCCAGCAUCCCCCCCGGAGUACCCAGCAGGAGGCCCCCUGCCGCGCCCAGCCGGCCCACCAUUAUCCGUCCGGCCGAGCCAUCCCUGCUCGACUAGGCCGGGGGGUCGCUGGGACCAGCCCCACUUCCUGGAGGGGCCCAGCACUGACAGGCGGGAGGGGGGAUGCCAUGCUUUGGGGGGACUAUGGGGAGGUGGAGGCACUGACCCACAGAUACCGUUGUACACAAGGUGCCCAGGCUGGCCACACCCUAAUAAACCGGUGUCUGGGCUCUGGGGUGUCUGCACCCCACAUCAAGGUCUCACCUGCGCCUUCCUUGGCCGCAGUAACGCGCAGCUCAGCCCCGGUGCCUUUGCGGGGUCCUGGCCCCCAGACCACCCUCCACCCUGUCCCCCUCCCUUCCCAGGUGUCCAGAGGGGGUUGAUCUGGGAAGCUGAGGGGACCCCUCCCUUGCUCCCUACUGGGCCAGUCCCCAUAAGUGCCUGCACUCUGUACCCCAAGGGCUCAAAUAAACGGAGGCGCUUCCUCUGAA
Messenger RNA from Suncus etruscus (white-toothed pygmy shrew), 3137 nucleotides. It is a transcript of the gene DNM2, whose product is annotated as dynamin 2. Bases 97 to 2703 code for a protein of 868 amino acids. Lineage: Eukaryota; Metazoa; Chordata; Mammalia; Eulipotyphla; Soricidae. Gene Ontology annotation, cellular component: membrane; microtubule; cytoplasm. The transcript is spliced from 21 exons. The record is from RefSeq and is a predicted model, not a curated record. Gene Ontology annotation, molecular function: GTPase activity; GTP binding; microtubule binding.